Aphidius gifuensis is the source of this 1072-nucleotide messenger RNA. RefSeq lists its product as uncharacterized. The transcript has 4 exons. NCBI's taxonomy places the organism in Eukaryota, Metazoa, Arthropoda, Insecta, Hymenoptera, Braconidae. The record is from RefSeq and is a predicted model, not a curated record. The coding region runs from base 284 to 1072 and encodes 262 amino acids.
AUAUUUUCAUGUAAACUGUAAAGUGUAAAGACAAAUGAAAAUAUUUAUAUUGUAUUUAUCGUAUUUAUAACGGCUGCUGCCUGAGAGCUGAGUGUCUGCUACUCUUAAUAACAAUUAACAACAAAUAAGAACGUACAACAACGUAUAACAAACACUGUUUGAUUAUAUACUGAAAAACAUUUAUAAUUUCAAUAAAUUAUCAUCAACUAUUAAAUAGUAGUAUUAAAUAUAUGAGUUUUAUACAGUUUCCUAUCUAUAUUGAAACUAAUAUUUUCGGUAUACGAUGGAAAGUGCCAUUGCCAAAAAGUUACCAGCUAUUGUCGAUUUUUUUCGAGAUCAACUUGAAGAACUUGACCUAGUCAAAAUGGGUUCAUAUCCUGGAUCUGAUAAUUUAUUUACAGCACUUGGAUAUAUCAAACCGAAUAAAUUACGUGAAAAAAAUUUAAAGUUAAAAAUUCUUGCGUAUAUAUAUCGGAAUAAACAAUUUAUCAAAUAUGAAAUCGAGCAAGUUCAGAGAAACCCAAAUUAUAUAGUGUCAUUAGAUAAUUAUAAAAUAUUGGAUUAUGACUUUGCCUUACGCUGUGCGUCAUUAAGGGAAUUAGAAGGCAAAAAGGACGAUUUAAUCAUCAAUAAGAUUCACGAAGAGUUAAGAUCUCUUCCGAAUUAUCGUGAGAAGAAUAUCGAUUGCGUGACAAAAUUUUUCAAUGUCCACAAAAAAAAAAUCUUUGAAGAAAUGAGGCAACGCAUGGCCGCUUCACCUCAUGCUUUGGAAGAGCUUUCUAUUGAUGACGAUGAAGCAACAACAUCAACACAUAUACCAUCGUCACCAUCAUCACCGGCAAGACGUAGACCAACAUUAAAACCACUGUUACCAGCACCAACAGCAUCUCCUUCACAUUCACCAGUUUCAACAACACCACUCAUAAGCAGACCACAACCACCUGAAAGCCGUAUAUACAAAGAAGCACGUCGUAAGCUGCAUCCAGUAGCACUUGAAUCAAAAUUCAUGAUGUUUAUGAUAUUUACGUUUUUAAAUUUUAUUACAUCAGUCGGUAACGUCGCUAUAAAAUAG